Messenger RNA from Oncorhynchus mykiss (rainbow trout), 2631 nucleotides. NCBI's taxonomy places the organism in Eukaryota, Metazoa, Chordata, Actinopteri, Salmoniformes, Salmonidae. The record is from RefSeq and is a predicted model, not a curated record.
AUGGUAGCCACUGGACAAAAACAGCAAACUUUAGCCUCACGCUCCAACUCUUAGUUGUUGCAGAAAUGGACCCUCUAUACUGUUUACUUUGUGCAUCUACAUCAUAUAGCUGACUCUACCUUUAACUAGUUUUGUCUCACAGAUUAACUGGUAUCUAUCAUUUUCAAGUGUUAUGAGAAUUUGAUCAUGAGUGAUAGCAAUCAAGGAAAGAAAGUCUGUCAGGAGCAUUUUGAUGCAGAUUGCUUCAAGUAGCAUUUCUAAAGGUGCAAUCUGUAAAAUGAUAUCUAUGGUGUUCAGGGAAUUAUAUUAUGUGUGGGGGGAAAUUAACCUGUAGCCUUAGACCAUAUUCUUUCUAUGAGAUUUACACAUCAGCAGCUCAUAAUAAUUUCUAUGAUACAGUAUAUUUGUAGUGAGAGCAACAUUACUUACCUCCACAUUUGAUGUUACAUGCCAUUUCGUUAUAAACAUUGGAAUGAAGUAAAAGGUCCUUUAGUCGUUAGCAACUAUUUAAAAAAUCACCAGGUCUUUUGCUGCUGCAUUAGUUUUAAUUACCAAUGACCAUCAGGACAUCUUACAGAUUGCACGUUUUUAAGGCGAAUUGGGAGCAACAUUCUAACACCUCAAAAGGACAAAGCUUUCGGUCCAAAUACUUAAAAGACACACCCUAUCCCCCUCAGCCCUCAAAUUAAGUGGACACUUCUGAUGACGUUAUCAUGACGUCUGACGAGUAUACACUUGCAGGGCGAGGGAGGAAGGAAUGAUUUUUAAAUGGACCCCGCUUGGCCGGAAAUUCUUUACUCCUUCGUGCCACGAUGAUUGUGUUUUCAGCCACCGGUGGCUUGUCGGUGCUUUAUAUGCACUACAUUCAAUUAUGAGUGCAUGUCUACUUAUAUUAAAUAUAUAAUUAUUAAUAUACGCCUACUGUAUAAUAGCUAGCAAAUGAAUUAGCUAACUAACGUUAGCCUGCCUAGCUGGAACUUGUGAAGGGAAAUGUUUUAUUUCUACAAUUUCCAAAAGAUAACCAAACAAAAAUAGAUUUCGACCACCCGCCAAGAUGGCGACGGGGAUUCCCCCAAGGGCAUACGGCGAGGGGGGACCAGCAGCUCUGCAAAGCCCAGGAGGCCCAGCGUGUAGAGCGGGCUGUGCUGCUGGAAGCUGUCCAGGGCCUGGAGAUUGAGUUGUCUAAGUGCCAGCAGAGACAGAAGGACCUGCAGGACACUUUCUCCACAGCCCAGAGCCACUGGAGGGCCCAAGAGGAGCGGCUGCACCAUGAAGGUAACAAUGGCACUCAUCUUCAUCUAAAAUGUGUGUUUUAUAAUUUGGUGCAAUGUUUCCCAAUCUGUUUCUUGGGGAAGAUCCUAGAAUUUGCUCCAAAAAGGCCUGUUUCAGCAGUGCGUGUGUAUGUGGUGUGUGUGUGUAUGUGUAGUGUCCUCCCUUACCUGUUUGUUGGGAGACCACAGGCAGAUGACCGACAGUUUGAUUGAGACAGUCAAAACCGAGCAGAAGAAAGCAGCCAAUCAGUUUGCAGAGCGGAGCACGGAAAAGCCGGGCAAACAAGAUGAGAUGGUUGCUGAUGCUGCUGAAGGCAUGGGCUACAAUCAGAGCAGGCCCCGGCUGCAGCGCACCAUGAAGCUCCACUCCGACCUGCACCAGGCCUUAGAGGGCCUCCAGCUGCAGACAACAGCAUCACCCUCCCUAUUAUUAGACCCCAUGAGAUCCUACCAGGUCUCCGUCCAGCAGCUUCAGGAGGAGCUUCAGAGAGAGAAGGACCAAGUAUCGAGGCUGGUGGAGCGUCUGGAGAGGGCCGAGCAGAAGUCAGAGGAGCUGAGGCAGCAGCAGGAGCAAGACGCCAAGGAAAGCUGGAACACUGUCCACCAAGAGAUGGAGACCAACCAGGAGAUGGGCGGCAUGGUGGAGCGGAUGAGGGGGAAGGUGCAGGAGUUUAGCACCAUACUGCUACGCAAGAUAAGCUGGGGUGGAUGGGCUGGGAUGAAGGAUGAGGAGGAAGAAGAAGAGGAGAGGAAGCCUGCAAACACCCUUAACUCAGAGUGCGUAAACCAGUGUCAGGCAAUGCACCCAGAUCCACAAAUGCAGGCCCAAAGGAAGUCCCAAAGGAACCCAGAACUAGAACCAGAGAAGGGAGCCCAGGACCAGCACUCCUGCCUAGAGACGUUGCUGUGGAGGUGGCAGAAGACGCUGGGGGGACAGAGGGAUAUUGUGAAGAGGCUGAAGGCCGACAUGAAGAGGGAGACAGAGAGCAUGCAGGUGAUGGCCGCCGGCCUCUUGAACAACAGACAGCACAGCCUGGACACAUGCCAAGUUCAAGCCCUUGAAGAGCACCUGGAGAUCUGGAGGCGGAGGCAGAGAGAGAUGAAAAUGCAGCUAUCUGAGAUGCAGGCCCAGUUUGACGUGGAGCGGAACCGCUCUGCCGAGUUUCUGAAAGAGAAUGACAAGCUGAGUAGACUGCUUUGCACGGUGGAGUCCUCGGUGGCUGACCUGCAGCCCCUGCUCACCUACCACCAGGUCCUAGUAGAGGACGCCAUGAAGGACAACUCUAUCCAACAUGGCCGCCACAGGAGCAAGAUGUAAAAAUAACUCUCAAAGACUGAUGAAUAAAAGUUGACAAUAUAA